UCGGAGGAGUUCAUCACGCCUCUCAGUCCGCUGGAGGUGACAGAAACGGGACCGUCCGUGCGCUGCUCCAUCGUUCAUCCUCAUGAAAGCGACAAACGCGCAUCUUCCUUUGGAAGCAGUGUGAUUUGAGAAUAGGCUGGGUUGUUCAUGCUUUUGGAGGAUCGCUGUGAGGCUUCACAAUGAAAUCCUUCAAAUAUCCUUCAAACACUCUCCUGGAAUUAACCGUCAUUUUUCUUUUCAUUCAGAACUCCAGGAUGGAGACCGAAGCAUCCAUGAUGGCUAGCAGGGCGUUGAUAGAAGUUUGCCCUCUAGGUCAGUUCCCUUGUGGAAACUUGAGUGUGUGUUUGCCCCAGGUCCUUCAGUGUAAUGGCCACAGGGACUGCAAGAACGGAGCGGAUGAAGAACACUGCGGGGACAACAGCGGAUGGGCGGAUAUCUUUGAUCGAAACUUUAAGAAGGCAGAGCCACAAGACCUUCCUAAUGACUGCUUUCUGCUGCAGUACCCAGAGAGCUGUGAUUGCAUUAAGACGGAGGUGGAAUGUGUGGACGUGAACCUGCAUGUCGUACCUGUCCUCUCUUCCAAUGUGACUUGGUUGUAA
Messenger RNA from Sinocyclocheilus rhinocerous, 599 nucleotides. RefSeq names its product relaxin receptor 2-like. Bases 180 to 599 code for a protein of 139 amino acids. NCBI's taxonomy places the organism in Eukaryota, Metazoa, Chordata, Actinopteri, Cypriniformes, Cyprinidae. The record is from RefSeq and is a predicted model, not a curated record. Gene Ontology annotation, molecular function: protein binding. The transcript has 4 exons.